Pseudo-nitzschia multistriata is the source of this 5664-nucleotide messenger RNA. The record is from the annotation of a GenBank genome assembly. NCBI's taxonomy places the organism in Eukaryota, Bacillariophyta, Bacillariophyceae, Bacillariales, Bacillariaceae.
CUCUCGUUGCUUAAAAGCAGCUUUCACUCCCAAUAGUUCAAUUAAAGCGUUUCUUGAGAAGAAAUCGACCAAUCAUUCUACCCGAAGACCAUAAACAUGGCGACCGAUCCGAGACGGCGAAACCUCGUCAAAACAGAACCCGUCGCCUCCGAGACAGCACCGGGCAUAGAUGCCACCCUGAUGAAUGCAAAUCACAAUGCAAGCGGCAAUCCAAUUCCUCCCAAGAACGAAUUCAUCUUGUUCUCUGGAGUCGAUGACGCAAUGGACGAGGACGAAGAUCUCUUUGACGACUCGGAACCCCUCCAGGACGAACCCCAGCAACAAGCCGUGCCGUCCUCCUCCGGAGCAGCACCGACCGUCGGGGUAGCGGCCGGGGGUGGUUCUGCCUCUUACUAUUCGAGCGGUGUGGAAGCAAAUUACCAGUACGGCUACGGAAAUCAGGGUUCGAGCGUGGUGGUUCCGCACAGAGACGUAGACCUGCUCUCUACCGUGAUAUCCCCGUCGCCCUUUGCCCACCACUCGGUAGGGGGAGCUGGGAGCAGCAGGUACCGGAACGCGCUCACGAGGAUUGCCGCCGAUCCCCGUUCGGACGUGGAGGCCUGGGGGGCGCUGCUCGCGGAAGCCUCGGCCUGCUGGAAAUCCCUGCACAACUCGUCCGCCGACAACGGCGACGGGGGGAUCGGUGGCACCGGCAGCAACAGCGCAAGAAGCAUGCAGGUCGUACACGUGAACAUUGCCGCACGGACUAGCGCCGAAACGCAGCUCCAGCUGGACUGGAUCGAAUCGUGCUACGGAGCCUUUCUGAAGUACUUUCCGUACUCCUGCGGACACAUUCGUUCGGUCGGAGACAUACUCUUUGUGCAGUCGGCACGGGUUGGUGAGGAGGGCGGACCCACCACCGAUUACGGACAGGAAGCACCAGGAACCAUGUCACGGUCCCAGCAGGCCCAGUGGAAACUCGAGACGAUUCUGAGAAAGGCCCUGGGGGUGGAUCUCGAAGGAAACAAUGCUGCUGUAGCGCCUCUGCCGAGAUCCGGAGAGAAAGAUACCACCGAUGGUGCCACCACCACCACCAAGCAGCAUUCCCCAGCCGCAAUCGUGGGGGGAACCUGCACCCCCUCGGUGGAUUUGUGGCUAUUGUACAUCAAAACCCGUAUUCGGCACACCAGGCGCAAACAUGGCAACAGCAAAACCAUGGAGGCGGGCAAGGCCAUCAUGGAAGACUCCCGAAAAGCCUAUGAGCUGGCCCUGGGAUUUUCUGGCUUCACCUGCCACGACAAUCACCUCUUGUGGAAGGCAUAUCUGGACUUUUGCAAGGCUUCCGUCCCACCCAUCGUCAGCGAACGGGAACAAAACGCUGCCUCUCUGAUUAUGACCCCCCAGCAGCACAUGAUGUGGCUGCGCGAGGUCUACCAAAAAUUGAUCUGCCAUCCGAUGACUGGACUUGACCAGCUGUGGCAGGAAUACGAAAGCUUCGAGAAGAACCAGAGUGAGGCCCUGGCAGCGGCCCUAGUCCAAGAAUGGCAACCGAAAUACCAGCACGCGCGGAAUAUCUACCUGGAGCGAAACAAGGUCUUCAAUCCACAGGCUCUCCACUGGAAGACACGCCUGGCCGUACCGCCUGUCUCGACGUCCUGGGUGGACCAAAUGGAUGCGGAUCACGGAACCCCCGGAAUAGGAGCUACCGGUGCCGGUGGAAAGAAAAGCAGCGACAGCAAGAAAAAACUAGAUGACAAGGACGCAAGUGGAGGUGCCACCACCGAAGAAGAAUUACGUGAACACAACGAAAAACUCCAGGAAGAAUUCGACUAUCUGACGCUGUGGAAAAAACGUGUCGCCUACGAACGCACCAAUCCCGAACGACUCACCAACACGCAGGAGCUUGCACACAGGGUACGGCAGGCAUACAAGGAAAUGGUCUGCGUCUUGACUCUCUAUCCGGAAGUGUGGCACAUGUGGAGCACUUGGGAAGAGACGGUGGUGACUUCCUCCGCCGCCGCUUCGGACGACACAUCCGCCGCAAACCCCGCUGCUGUUUUCGGAAAUCGAUCCAUUGCGGUCUUGGAACUUGGGCAAGAACACAUUCCGGACUCGACGCUGCUCGUGCACGCACAGGCCCAGCUGGAGGAAAUCCACUUCCUGAGCAAAGCAUCGAGCGCUGCGGGGACUACGAAAACAGCAUCGCCCGGCGACAAUCCGGCGCUCAGGGUUUUCGAGAAAUACAUCGAGCGGGCUCCCACCUCGCUUGGUUUUUGCCUGUAUCAGCGACUCGUAAGGCGAUACAGAGGAAAGGAUGCAGCACGCCAGACGUUUGCCCGGGCGCGCCGAAUACUAUCCCAUGGAUACGACGCAGGAAAUUCGGGGUUGUCUUUCAAUGCGGGAGAGAAGCUAGAUAGGGCAGGAGCAGAACCCGCUGCGUCGGAAGAUUCCACCGCUACAAAAGUUAAUGGGAAACGCUGGAUGGUCACAAAUCGGUUGGAUCCCUCCAUUGGAAGCAAAUCCGUUUCCAGAGCGAAGUCGCAAGUUGCAUCGAACGACCAAGAAGAUACCUCGUCGUCGAUCCAGGUUGCACCGGGUCCCAUAACGUGGCACCUGUACGCAUGCCAUGCCACGAUAGAGCAUCGCCUCAACAAGUCGCCCGAAAUUGCCGGACGUGUCUAUGAACUCGGGCUGAGAAAGCAUUCCAGCUUUUUGACAAAGCCCUCCUACGUUCUCAAGUACGCCAAGCUGCUCUUGGAACUGCAGGACACCGUCAAUCUUCGGGCACUGCUGACCAGAGCCCUUGCGGCCUGUGCCGAUUCCAAAAAGAGCGGACAGGUGGAGGCCUUGUGGGACAUGACGCUAGAGUGCGAAGAACUGUGGAGUAUUUUGGAGCCAGAAAACAUCGAAGUGGCAGUCGCCAUCGAACGGAAACGACGCGCCGCCCUGCUGGGUCCAGAUAUAGAGGAUGUAUCCACUGGAUCGCGUGUGGGUUUGUCCGACAAUCGUACUACAAUUGGUGUACAAAAAUCGACCCUCGCCGAGCAAUUGCUCCGGACCGACGGAUACGACACGAGUUCGCUCAUUGUCAAUGGCCUCGGCAGAACUGUAAAUGUCUUGGAUAUCAUGGGGCUUUGGGGAGACGGAGCGAGUCGGAAACAGCAUUCGGGCAUGCUGAACAAUACCGACGAUGGUGCCGAUGAGCUCAUUCCCGGUGGUAAAAGCGACAGAUCGUACCAAAAUCGGUUGCAGUUUGCCCACAAAGUCGCGGCCGGGGUCAGCCUGAUACCUGGCACCAUGGGGGGUUCGGAAGCACCUGGUUCCAAGCUCUUGUCGGCGCGCGAACGCCUCUCACAGCAGCAGGGUGGAGCGGGACCGGGAUUCCAAAACACCCCGAUCCAGCUAGCAAUUCAGCAACAGCCUGAGUGGCUCCGGGGGAUGUUGCUCAUGCUUCCUGCCUCUCGCUUGCGAAGCCCGAUAGUUCCGAAAGCUCCACCGCACCUAGUGGUGCAAGCGCUGACGUCCCUGCGUCAGAACAAACUGCCAGAAGAACGACCAAACGAUGACAACGAAGGGAAAAACUCGUCAUCAUCACAAUCCGGGAAAAAACGGUCGGCGCUCGAUGCCAACGGAGGUGACUCUUCGGACGAAGAUACCGGUCCUACCGGUACUGGGGGCUACGGAACACAAUUCAGGGCGCGGCAGCGAGCGAGGAUGCGGAUGAACGGCAUCGAAGCUGGAUCUUCUUGAUAGUAUCAAAAGUAACGAUUCGUUGCAUAAAAUAAAUCAUAUUUUCAAAAUUAUUAUUUACUAUGCACUCUAAUCGAAUAAUACAUAGCUCCAACAAUAAACGACAUAUCUAGUGGUUACGCUGCCUAUUCCUGUGUCUCAUAAUUACGCCACUUUCGAGUACUUCGAAAUGAAUAAGAAGGAAUCAAAUAGAAAAAUUAAAUACAAUUUCUGAUUUUUUAUUGCUUUGUGGAUGACUAAGAUCAACGCGUGACGUGCGACGUCACAACCUGCUGCCUUUUCCAGUUUCAUCAAAGUCCACGCGGCUUUGCCUAAACAUGUAUCAAAUAAAACGAAGCACACGGGUGUUGUCGCGGUUUACGAGAAAGCACCCGUGCAACCCCAUAGAUUUGGGGUCUCGUAAUCGUACAAAUGAAUCCAAUGAUUGGCGGCUCUUUUCUCUCCACGAAUGACAUCAGUGGCCUCGUGAUACAUGCGUCUGUCUGAGAUUUCGGGAUUUUCAUCCAAUACGGAUGGCCAAACGAGGGCCCGUCCUUUCUUCGGUGUCACAUCGAGUCCUAGUUUCGUAAACCGUGUCGCUCCACCCUCUUCCACGUCCGAUAGGUACAAAAAGAAGGUAAGGAUUCGAUGUCCUGCUGCGGUGUCAUCCUUUCCAUCCGAGGAAUCGUGGUGCAUCCUAUAAAACUGAUUCUUUUGGUACUCCAAUAUUUGAAAGGAUUCAUAGUUUACUUUGGGGACUCCCGUCACCUUUUGGAUCUUUUCUGUUGCGCUUAUGACACCGGGCAACAUCUCACAUUUGUCGGUACACCACGCAUUCGAAGAGGUUCGUGUCUUUGAGACUACUUGUUCCAUUUCACCGAAUUGGUUUACUUGUCCCUGAUCGGUAGAACGAUCGAAUCCGGCAAGUUCUCCGCCCUUCCAGAUCUGAUCUGAUUCGAAGUCGGUCAAAAAGGUGUCGAACGUAAUAAUCCACGGUCCAUCCCGCCCACCAAAUUUUGCACCGGGGGAGCUCAAGACAUUCGGUGUGUACUGUUGGAAGUCCUCGUCGGUGACCCACUUCUCGAACAACUUGUUGAGAUCGCCUGGUUCCCACGCCGGACCCCCCAUGCCGAGGUUCUCUCUAGAGCAUCGAAUAUCGGCGUCCAAUAAUUCGGAUGCGUUCAACUCCUCGUCACAACUUUUACAACAGUUCACGAUCAUCCAUCCAGGAGCCUCGGAACACAAUCCUUUUGUGGCUGGAAACGGAAGGCAACGAAAUAAAUUUACGACAGAAUCAAGUAAAGUACAUUGUAAGCGGAAAACACGAUUUCGAGCACCAGAUGUAUCUACUACCGACGAAUCGCUCGAUAGACUUGUCUCACCUUCGCCUGCACACAUUGAAUAACGAUCGACACAGCGGUUCUUCUCCGCACGUUCUCCUCUCAACGGUGCUGCACCCUCCGGAAUAACAAGUUUUUCGUUUGGUUUCUGGGCCACUAUUCUCAGCGGUUUGUCUUCUUCUCCUUCAACAGCUUCUGGAUACAAAUUUUCACGAACGCCGUGUCUGGUGAUGAAGAAGGCGUGUCCCUGAGAGGUUGUAACUCCCAUCGUUUCUCCUGGAUCGACGGUAGCAAUAGACACUCCCUGCCAUCCGUCGUCCCAGUAGACAUCCGCUCGAUAUUUGGACUUGUUGACCACAUGGAUAGAAAAUUGCUCGUUGGGGUCAAAUGAUUUCACUUCCCCAGUUUCGUCGUCUAUGUAAUCCUGCAAGUCGGCAGAUGCCGUUCCCAUGACCAACGCGAACGCCAUCGCCGCCGCCAUCAGAAUGAAAAGCAACGAUUUUCGGUGGCUACCGUAUCUUGCUCGUCGAGAAUUGAAAAGCGAUGCCAUCUUUCUUCCUUUUUUAUCUGUAUUUUCACCUGUUCCUCCUUGCAUGAAUAAUAUGAGAUGAUUGCU